Messenger RNA from Melitaea cinxia (Glanville fritillary), 2964 nucleotides. RefSeq names its product vacuolar protein sorting-associated protein 16 homolog (gene Vps16A). Gene Ontology annotation, biological process: endosomal transport; intracellular protein transport; vacuole fusion, non-autophagic. The transcript has 15 exons. Gene Ontology annotation, molecular function: actin binding. The record is from RefSeq and is a predicted model, not a curated record. Bases 1 to 2508 code for a protein of 835 amino acids. Lineage: Eukaryota; Metazoa; Arthropoda; Insecta; Lepidoptera; Nymphalidae. Gene Ontology annotation, cellular component: cytoplasm; HOPS complex; endosome.
AUGUCGGCCUUAUUGACGGCAGAUUGGUUUCAACUAGAUUCCUACUACAGGAAAUUUGAUCUCUACAAUAUGAUCUGGUCAAUGGAUGAAGGUUUAGGCAAUAUGAUCGUAAGCGGAGCACCCUACGGUGGACCGAUAGCUGUUGUAAGAGAUAGGAAACAAUUUGUUCGCAUCAUGUCAAAUGCUAAACCAGUCAUUACAAUUUAUAACUGUGUGGGAAAUACUAUAUCUAAAAUUUUGUGGAAUAGUGGUGUGCUUGUCCACAUGGGGUGGUCUGAUGGUGAACAACUUCUGUGCGUGCAAGAAAGUGGAGAUGUUCUUAUUUAUGAUAUGUUUGGUGCCUAUCAGAAGACAUUUAGUAUGGGGCAAGAAGUUAGAGAUACAAAGGUGUGCAAAGCUCAGUUAUUUUCAAACUCCUAUGGAAUUGGUCUCGCCGUCAUGACUACAACCAACCGUAUGUUCCUAGUGAGCAAUGUCUCCGAACCGAAAAUAAGGACUGUGCCAGAUGUACCAAGAGCCAAUGAACCAAUAGCAUCUUGGUGUGUUCUUAGUUCCGGUUUGAGAUCUUCAGCAGUUAUAGGAUUCCUUGUUUGUAGAGACAAAGAAAUUUAUAGAUGUCAACUUGGCGAAUCAAGACCCAUUCUUAUGCGCCCUGAAAUAACAAGUGCAUAUACCCAAAUACUAACAAUAGUACCGUCACAAAAUGGACUUCAUAUUGCUCUAUUCACUGAUUCUGGAAUGUUAUGGCUCGGAUCAUCAGACUUUAAAACGAAGUACUGUGAAAUUGAUACAGGAUAUAUCAAACAACCUAAAGAGUUACUAUGGUGUGGAUCAAAAGCAAUAAUCGGGCACUGGGAUGAUACAAUGUGUAUCUAUGGCUUUAAUGGUACCACAAUAACAUAUCCAUAUGAUGGACCAUUCCAUCUGAUAUCAGAGAUAGAUUGCGUUCGGAUUAUAUCAGAAAUGACACAUGAACUGAUACAAAAAGUGCCAGAUGUAGUGGAGAAAAUAUUCAGAAUUAAUAGUACUGCUCCAGGAUCAUAUUUAGUUGAAGCUUCAAAACAAUUUCAAAAGCGCAGCCACCGCGCUGACGAGUACAUCCGCCUCGUGAAGCCGGACCUGGCGAGCGCCGUGCAGGACUGCAUUGACGCGGCCGCCUUCGAGUUCAACACCGACGUGCAGAAGAUGCUGGCGCGCGCCGCGCAGUUCGGCAAGGGCUUCCUCAGCGACACCGUGCUCACCGAGCACUACGUGCGCACGUGCCGCUGGCUGCGCGUGCUCAACGCCGUGCGCGACCCGCGCGUCGCCAUCCCGCUCACCUCCCUGCAAGUUCAAAAUUUAGGCGAAAGGAUCUUACUAGAUAGAUUGAUAUGGCGCCGCUUACACUGUCUAGCUGGUCAUAUCGCUUCCUAUCUACAGCUGAAAGAUGGGCAAACGAGAGUAUUGUCACAUUGGGCCUGUUAUAAGGUAACACAGCCUCACCUAGACAACGAAAGUGCCGCUCGAGAAAUAGGCGAAAAGCUACGAAACAUUCCUGGCAUUUCGUACUCCACUAUUGCUAUGAAAGCUGCGGAAAAAGGAAGAAAAACAUUAGCCAUUAAGAUAUUAGAAUAUGAAACGCGUAGUAAACUGCAAGUACCUUUGCUGUUGGCUCUCGGAGAAGGUCCUACUGCCCUUUUGAAAGCUACAGCGAGUGGAGACACAGAUUUGGUCUACAUCGUCCUUUUACAUUUAAAGGAAAAGAUGGGAAAACAUGAGUUUGAACUAACAAUCCGGAGCUUCCCACUAGCGCACGCGCUGUACAUCAAGUACUGCGCGACUCACAACCGCGAGGCGCUGAGGCAGGUGUACGUGCAGGAGGACGACUUCGCAGGGCAGGCCGCCUCGCACGUGCGCGAGGCGCUGGAGCUCAGCGAGCCCGGCGCCAGGGAGGCCUCGCUGCUGUCCGCGCGCGAGUGCCACCGCAAGGGCCGCAACGAGCUAGGUGUAUCUAUAUGUGAAGAAGCGAGAAAAUUAUGCAAACAACAGUCAAGUCUACAAGAAACAUAUGGCGAGAGCUUCGUCGGUCUCUCGUUACAUGACACCGUUAAGAAACUUUUAAAACAAGGGGAAAUAAAAUUUGCUGAUAAACUAAGAUCUGAAUACAAGAUGCCUGACAAAAGGUACUGGUGGCUACGAAUCCUCACUUUAGCAGAAAGAGACGAAUGGGCGCAGUUAGAAGUAUUUUCUAAAUCGAAAAAAUCUCCAGUUGGCUACGAGCCUUUUGUAGACGCUUGUCUCAAAUAUGGCAAGAACGACGAAGCUUUGAAAUAUUUACCAAAAUGUCGAGACGAUAUCAAAGUUAAAUACUACGUUAAAGCUGAAUUUUAUGAAGAAGCUGCUCAAGUGGCUUUCGAACAAAAGGAUGAGAGUGCAUUAUUUUUCGUCCAAAAUAAAUGUCCAGUACGGGAGUCCACUAAACACGCUAAAAUUAAGGCACUUGUGGAACAAUUGUCCACCAAAAAAUAAUUGUUUAUUAUUUAAAAUAAAAACAUAAAUACAAAAUGACCGCAUAUAAAUGUUUGCACAUACGUAGCGAUCCCGAAUAUAUGUUCACGUUUAUGCUAACAGAACUUUUUUAUAAUUUAAAGGAAAUUAUUUCAAAAAUUAUAUUGUUUAAAUUUCGAAAAUUAUUUUGGUAUAGAGGCACAGGCAUACGACUGAAAAUUGGUGUAAAACAGAAUAUUCCAUGAAAUUUUCAAUAGUCUCAGGACUGAGAAUUUAUCAAUUAUUUAUUAGUUUGAUUAGUCUAAACAUUAUUGUCAUAUGAUUAAGGCUUAGCUUAAUUUAAGUCAUUAUGUAUAAAAUAUAUCUAGAAUCUUAACAUAUGUUGAAAGUAUAAGGAGGUAAUUAUUAUUUGUGAUAUUACUUUAAAAGUAUAUAACAUGUAUUCAUUAUAUUGGUAAAUAAAACUCAUACAUGGCG